UUGAAAAAGAGAAGAAAGAAUAAUAGUAAUAAUGGGAGGUCCUAGCAUGAUGAAUAUUGUGUUUAUAUCAAAGUUGUUUCUUGUAGUUUGUGCACAAAGAAGCUCAACUGAACUUACAAAAGGGUUCUACAGCAAUACAUGUCCAAAUGUUGAACAAUUAGUUCGUUCUGCCGUGGAGCUCAAGUUCCAGCAAACCUUUGUCACUGCUCCUGCCACUCUUCGUCUCUUCUUCCAUGAUUGUUUUGUUAGGGGUUGUGAUGCUUCAAUUUUGCUUGUAUCUCCAAAUAAUAAAGCAGAGAAAGAUCAUCCUGAUGACAUUUCAUUAGCUGGUGAUGGUUUUGACACUGUGAUUAAAGCUAAACAAGCUAUUGAUAGUGAUCCUCAGUGCACAAACAAAGUCUCUUGUGCUGAUAUACUUGCUCUUGCUACAAGGGAUGUUGUUAAUUUGAGUGGGGGACCCUUUUAUGAAGUUGAAUUGGGAAGGCGUGAUGGAAGAAUAUCUACAAUUGCAAGUGUUCAACGCCAUCUUCCUCAUCCUCAAUUCAAUUUGGAUCAACUCAAUUCAAUGUUUAGCUUCAAUGGCCUCUCCCAAAUUGAUAUGAUUGCUUUAUCAGGUGCACAUACAAUUGGAUUCUCUCAUUGCAACCGGUUCUCAAAAAGAAUCUACAACUUCAGCCCAACAAGUAGAAUUGACCCAACACUAAAUUUACAAUAUGCCUUUCAACUUAGACAAGCAUGUCCUCUAAAAGUUGAUCCUAGGAUUGCAAUAAAUAUGGACCCUAUCACACCUCAAAAGUUUGACAACCAAUAUUUCAAGAAUUUGCAACAAGGAAUGGGACUCUUUACUUCGGAUCAAGUAUUGGCUAUAGAUGAAAGGUCAAAAGACACAAUCAACUUAUUUGCAUCAAAUGAAGUAGCUUUUGAAAGUGCUUUUGUUGAUGCUAUUACUAAGUUGGGAAGGAUUGGUGUUAAAAGUGGAAAUCAAGGUGAAAUAAGGUUUGAUUGCUCAAGUGUGAACUAAGGGAAUGAUAAUGUUAUUGUUCUUUAGAAUAAUGCUUGAUAGAAUACACAAACUAUUAUGUCAAGUUUCUCAUACCAAAGUGAAUAGAAGGAGGAGGAUGGAAAUGUGAAAAUUACAAGGGAGAAUUUGAAAUAAGAUGGUAAUAAUUGUGAAGAUAUGAGGUGAUGUGUCACAAUAUGUGUGAGUCGCAUUACUUAUAUGAAUUUUGUAUAUUUAAAUGUCAUUGUUGAAUUAAUUAUUGGAGUUGUUUUAAAUAUGUGUGGGUGAGUAUUCAUAAAGCUGAUGAUCAAGGGUAUUUCUACAUAUACAAUAAUUGUAAUUGAUGCAAAUUAUAUUAUAGUUAAUUAAUUAUGUCUAA
Cicer arietinum (chickpea) is the source of this 1379-nucleotide messenger RNA. RefSeq names its product peroxidase 16-like. The record is from RefSeq and is a predicted model, not a curated record. Lineage: Eukaryota; Viridiplantae; Streptophyta; Magnoliopsida; Fabales; Fabaceae. Gene Ontology annotation, biological process: hydrogen peroxide catabolic process; response to oxidative stress. Gene Ontology annotation, molecular function: peroxidase activity; heme binding.